Vanessa tameamea is the source of this 3758-nucleotide messenger RNA. RefSeq names its product ubiquitin carboxyl-terminal hydrolase 8 (gene Usp8). Lineage: Eukaryota; Metazoa; Arthropoda; Insecta; Lepidoptera; Nymphalidae. Bases 191 to 2947 code for a protein of 918 amino acids. Gene Ontology annotation, molecular function: cysteine-type deubiquitinase activity. Gene Ontology annotation, biological process: protein deubiquitination. The record is from RefSeq and is a predicted model, not a curated record. The transcript has 19 exons.
CAAAGUGACAAAUGACAUUAAUGUAAAAAUAGUGACGUUUUCAGAAGAGUUAUUAUUGUAUUCCUAAUUUUUGUUUGUACUUUAAAAUUGAGGAACUGUUAUUAGUCGAUAUAAAUGUGAUGUUUAAGGUCCUGGUGGCUUUUAUUCUUAAAUUUCAUUAUAUCGCAGUGUUCGCUAAUUAAAUUCUAAAAUGACUGAGACGCGUCGUUUACAACUCCAUCUGGGGAAAUGUAUCGAAGAUUUAGAUAAAUUACACAAUGUUGACUUUAAAUCUAAAAGAGCUACAAUGUUAUGCAAAACAGCUCAAAAACUUUUUGAAACUGCAGAAGAGGCCCGUGAAAAGGGCGAUGAGGAGUAUUCCUAUGUACAAUACAUGAAAUACUUGCGAGUAGUUUCAUAUAUAAGCAAAGAUAAAGAUUAUACGAAAGACAAGACUUACUUUAACAGUAUGAUUGGAACAAAAAAUCCAAACAAAGCAAUAGAUGCAGCAGAGAAUUUAAAAAAUAGCUUAAUUGUGAGAUAUAAAAAAGAAGAACAAGCACAACGCCUACAAGACAUAAAAGAGAAUGAAUUGAUUAAGCAAAAAAUUGAUGAAAACAGAAAGAAAGCAAUGGAAACAGUGGUAGUGAGUGACCCUCAUGGUGUACCAGGUCUAGAGGAAGUGACCAUUAAAAGUGAACAAUUGUACACUUUACUAAAAAGCGGCAAGUUAAAGGUUAUGAUAAUGGACGCCAGGCCUGGAAAGGACUACAUCGAGUCCCACAUCAACCACCCAGCUUGCAUCAGUGUACCACAGGAAUGUAUAUCACCCGGACAAUCAGCACAUGUAUUGGAACAGAGCUUGCCAGCGGCUUCAAAACCAGUGUGGGCUGAACGAGCCUCCAUGGACAUCAUUAUUAUGUUGGACUGGAACAGUUCUGCAUUCAUACCAGGAAUGACUCUGCAUUUGUUGAAAACUAUUCUACUUAAGUGGGAUGUUAAAGUCCAAUAUUCUAGACAACCGCUCGCUUUAAGCGGCGGAUACGAAGACUGGCUUUUGAAGUAUCCCGCGUUCACAACGAAUCCGCAAGUGAUACCCCCGUCACAGGAGAGCAUGCUUGAUGAUAUUAUGUUAGACGGAAUCGACUAUCCUAACUUUUCGGAUUUGAGUCCACCGCCGGCUCCCGUUAGUCGGGUGAACAAACCUGGAGAACCAGCCGUAGACCGAAGUAGCAAGUCGGCGGCGCUGGCGCUGUACUCGGAGCGCGCGCGCGGCGUGCAGACGCUGCUGGAGCAGCAGGAGCGCAUCGAGGACACCUCGCUCACGCUGGAGAUGGAGCGCCUCAAGGCCGAGCAGGACUGGGAGGAUGUCCGCCAGCACCGUGAGGUGGAACAGCGAGAUGAGAUGCGGGCCAUGUACAAGCUAAGGGAGCAGGAGAUCAUAUCACAGCUCAUGCAGCUCGAGAACAAACAAUACGACAUGGAACAAGAAAAUCUUUCUCUCCGCGAACAACUCGAAGAGUAUCAGCGGAGGGAGAAAGAAGAGGCGGAGAAACUCGCGGAGAGUAUCGUGAAGGCGUCUGAGGACGUUUCCGUGGACGAAGACGUACAGGUGGCGGCGGCGGCGUCGCGCGCGCGCAUCGCGGCCGUGCGCGCGCAGCGGGACGCGCUGGACCGCCGCCGGGAGGCGCUGGAGACCGAGCGGAAGCGCAAGCUGGCCGAGGCGCGCGCCAAGCGGAAGCCGGGCCGGGAGGACGACGGCGACGCGUACAUGGGCUCCCCGACGGACAGUCCCGGGGCCACCGGUCUGAAUCGCUCGCAGUCGUCGCCCAAUAUCGCCAAGGUGUCAUCGGACGAGGACGAGUCGACGGCCCCGCAGUUCGACCGCAGCACCAAACCUCCGCCGCCCAAGAUGGCGCCCUCCUGCGAGCUGCACCAGCGGGACUUCCAGCCCGUGUGGGGGGACGUGGGUCGUGGGCUGACAGGUCUGAAGAAUCUUGGGAAUACGUGUUAUAUGAAUUCGAUAAUUCAAUGCCUGAACAAUACGGCUAUACUUUUUACGUAUUUCUGCAACGGACAAUACCUUGAACAUAUUAACAGGUCACACAGUACGCGUGGUGCGAUAGCGGAAGAAUUAGCCGCCGUGGUGCGCGCGCUGUGGUCCGGACAAUACCGAUUCAUCGCUGCUAAAGACUUACGGAACGAGGUUGGUAAACAUCAGCGAGCGUUCCGUGGCAGCGAGCAGCAGGACUCGCACGAGUUCCUCACAAUCCUCAUGGACUGGCUCCACCUGGAUCUGCAGUUCACCAUCAAGCCGCCACACAAGGAGACCCUGGGCGCGUCGGAGCGCGCGUGGCACGAGUACACGAAGUCCAAGGAGAGCCUGGUGCUGCGCCUGUUCUACGGCCAGAUCCGCUCCACCGUGCGCUGCACCGUCUGCCUCGCCAACUCGCCCACGUACGACUCCUUCUCCAACCUGUCGCUGGAGCUGCCGCCGCACUCCGCGCGCUGCACGCUCGCCGACUGUCUCAACCUCUACCUGAACGGCGAGACGAUACCAGGCUGGAACUGUCCCAAUUGCAAGGAGAAACGUGACGCAGUAAAAAAGCUCGACAUAUCACGACUGCCCCCCGUACUGGUUAUUCAUUUUAAGCGGUUCUACGUCGACCCCAAGGAGUACAUGUGCAACGCGUAUCGAAAGAAACAGACAUAUAUAGACUUUCCACUGGAAGACCUGGAUAUGAGGCAGUUCUCACUGGAUUGCCCUGGAAAUCCGCUGUAUAAUCUAUACGCGGUGUCGAACCAUUACGGGUCAAUGGAGGGGGGGCAUUACACAGCGUAUUGCAAGAGCAGCGUAUACGGAAAAUGGUACAAAUACGACGACCACCUGGUGACAGAGAUCCCAGCCAGCGAGGUCCGCUCCAGCGCCGCCUACAUCCUGUUCUACACGUCGUGUACGCGGUCGUGAUCCCCCCUCCUCACAUUAGACGCACUUACACGACCGAUUCUCGAUCACUACUUGUAGGGGUACUCUAUUAAUAUAUUAUAUGGGAAACGAAUAUCGUAAAUUGUAUUAAAAUAAUCGACAUUUUUUUUGCGUUUACGAUGGAAGAAUUACUAACUUUUAAUACGUUGGAUGAGUCUAUGGUUACUACUUUUUUUUAAUGUGUAAUGAAAUUCAUCAAAUCUUGAAGCAGUCGCCCUUUCGUUUAGGUUAUUCCGCUAAUACUAAAAUAGGACAUUUUAAAAUAUGCAGUUUAUUGUUAACUCUUUUUAACAUGCGUAUCUAGUUGACGUAGAUAUGACCUUGAAAUGCAAACAUUUUAAGAAUACGAACUUCAAGUACAUAGUUGGUGUUGAGUAUUAUCAAAGGCCAUGACGUACAUAUAUUUAAAUGUGAGACUAAUUCAAUUUAUCAAUGAGUAAUUAGCGUACCUUACCCAUAACUCGAGUUAAGUGUGAGGGAAACGGAGAUAAAACGUUCAGGCAUUUUUUGUAUGCGUCUUUACUGUACCGACACUACGCGAAUAUUCUAGAUUCGCGUGAAAUUACCGACACAGGCUGCAAAACCUUUACAUACAUUUGCAAACGACACCCUACACACGUAGGUUCGCAUUUUAGUGCGAAUAUGGUUACCGGUGUGAUGCACAGUCGUUUUUUCUCUUUUUAGAGGAUCAGCAUUGGUUCAGUCUAUUGUCUAUGCCUUUGACUACUACACAACCAACGACAUUAUUCAAAUUUUAAACAACUUCUAAGGUACGUUACUAAUUAGUCGUUAC